ACUCUGAGCACAACCUUGUUUUCCUUGGUUGUUAUCUCACUCACUGCCUCAUCCACUCAAACACAGUCAGCCCAUCUGAGCGGAUGGGAAGCAGCUGGAGUCAGAUGAACACAUGCAGACAUCGUCUCCCUCCCAGAACCAGAAGAUGGCUGCAACAGAGAACUCCAACAACUCUGUGUCUUAUGAGUAUGAAUACUAUUAUGAUUACCUCGACCCUGUGAUUGUGGAUGAGAGCAAGCUGAAAUACAACAAAUACUCGAUUGUGAUCAUUUUUUGGGUAUUUCUGGCGGCUUUCGUGGGACUCCUCUUUCUCUGUUUGAAUCUAAUGUCUAGCACUGGAAACAUACAAAUGAGUCACAGAUCCAGAGUGAAUAGAAGCCGCAGAAUAUCAUCCGCAUGAGCUGAAUCUGAAUGAAGCCAUAUUUAUGGAUAUGAGCUAAAAUCUUAGAAAUUUAGGUUUAUGAACAUAAUUUCACAAUGAUGAUGUUAUAAUGCAGCUGUAGAGAUUGAUGUCAUGAACAUUUCAGAUUAAAGGGUUUGCAACUGCAAGAAAACUGUCAAUUUUUUAGAAUACCCUGAAUAUCUAUAAAUUGCAAGGUACACUUUACCACUUAAUAAAGAACUAUAAUCCUGUGCCCUAAGCAGCAGCCUGUGUUCAUGACUCAUGUGAUCCCUUUAUUUUAAUAGGACAAUAAGAGCUAUUCAUUGUAAUCAGCUUCACUAUCUCCUUCUUUAAUGUCCUCAACAACCUUUAUGUACAGAUAAUAAACAAUAGGUAACACAAGGACAAUUUGUUAAAAACACAUGUUUAUGACAUUUGUAAAUCCUAUUUCUUUACAGUAACAAAAAAAGGAAGAGUACACACAUUAUUUGAAUUAGCCGUAUUUAAAAGAACGCAGUUGUGUUUAUCUCCUCCAGCUGAUGAUGUCUUCACAGAUGGCUCUGACGGCUGGUUGUGCUUCUUUGGAUUCUUUCCCUCUCUGACACUUGGUCACCAAACUGACAUGAGACAGGAAGAGCUCGGCUGAAGAGGCUCCGCUCCACAGCUCAUGAAUGUACAACGACAACAGAUGCAGCCCUGCGUCUGGAGAGGAGAAGACAAGAGGCUUCAUUUAGUUACCUGACAAUAAUUAUACAGGAGUGAAUAUGCUGAGGGAGACGACAGUGUUAUUAUGAGUGUGUCAUUAUUGUGACAGAGAAAAGGUGAAUAUAUAUAUAUAUUUGUUAUAGUUUGCAUGAGUUAAAUGGUUUAAUAAUCCAAAAACAUGAAACAAGUCUUUAUAUUGUUACCAUGAUUCUCACAUGAAUUGGUCAAAUCAAGUUUCUCCUCCA
Messenger RNA from Pleuronectes platessa (European plaice), 1332 nucleotides. RefSeq names its product melanocortin-2 receptor accessory protein. The record is from RefSeq and is a predicted model, not a curated record. Lineage: Eukaryota; Metazoa; Chordata; Actinopteri; Pleuronectiformes; Pleuronectidae. The transcript is spliced from 4 exons. The coding region runs from base 113 to 400 and encodes 95 amino acids. Gene Ontology annotation, molecular function: corticotropin hormone receptor binding; type 1 melanocortin receptor binding; type 3 melanocortin receptor binding. Gene Ontology annotation, cellular component: plasma membrane; endoplasmic reticulum. Gene Ontology annotation, biological process: regulation of adenylate cyclase-activating G protein-coupled receptor signaling pathway; protein localization to plasma membrane.